This is a messenger RNA of Podarcis lilfordi (Lilford's wall lizard), 19781 nucleotides long. Lineage: Eukaryota; Metazoa; Chordata; Lepidosauria; Squamata; Lacertidae. The record is from the annotation of a GenBank genome assembly.
AUGUUAAGCCCGGGGAAGGGUGAGUUUUUGAGAUGGAGUCUGAAGAAAAAGAGGGAGGUGGUAUAAAAUAUACUCGGAGUCGAGAGUGGAUUUCAUGCUCUUUAUUCAGCUGAUAGUGGUGAGGAAGAAUGGACGUUCCCCCAGGAUGUCUGCUUUAUAUACAUUAUUUACACAAUGGGUCGCAUGUGAUUGGCUAAUUCCGGGAUUCUCCUGUAGGCCAAUCAGGUUGCGGAUUCACAUCCACCUGGAGCUGGAUUGGGUGGCUCCUGUGGACCAAUCAGACUGCUGUAUUCUGGGUCCUAUUGUUCUAGGACCAAUCAGACUGCUGCAUUCUGAAUCUUAUUGUUCUAGGACCAAUCAGACUGCUGCAUUUUGGAUCCUAUUGUUCUAGGACCAAUCAGACUGCUGCAUUUUGGAUCCUAUUCAACUCAGUACAUAACAUGGUACCUUUGGGGUCCUUCUGUAGCAAAUUCCAGGGGGGUUUCCUAUCUGUGGAACUCCUCCCCCCCCCGUGAGGUCUGCCUGUUGCCUUCACUGCCAUUUUUUCGGCGACAGGUCAAGACUUGACCUUUCUCCUCCCCUCUCCAGGUUUAGACUGGAUUUUGUUCUGCUGCCAAAACUUCCUGUGGUCAUUACAGAGGGGUGUGUGUGUGUGUGUGUGCGCGUAUGAAUGAGUUUCAGAUGUCUGUAUAAGAACAUUUGUGUUUUAUAUUUUAUUUAUUGGUUUAUUUCAUUUCUUAAAUUUAUAUGCCACCCUUCAUCCAAACAGCACAGUGCUGUUUGCAGCAUAAAAAUUCAAAAUGAGAACCAGGGCCGGAUUUAGUUUUGAUGAGGCCCUAAGCUACUGAAGGUAAUGGGGGCCCUUUAUAUGUCCAGCUGUCCUUUGUCAACAACAAAUUGUCACUGUUUUUUGUGUUGAAUAUAUGCUAUGUGGUAAUUUAUGGACCUAAUAGGUAUCUAAAGCCAUUUGCACAUAACAAAAUAUGUAUUUUAUCAAAGUAAUUGUUGGACAGAAAUACAAUUAAGAAGUAUAUUAAUAGUGAAAUACAAUUAGGAAGAAGCACAUUAUUAAGCUCUAACUUAAAACGAUGUCAAUUUUAUUUUAUUUUUAUCUUAUAUUUUGGAAAUGUAAAGGUAAAGGUAAAGUCCAGUCGUGACCAACUCUGGGGUUGUGGAGCACAUCUCGCUUUAUUGGCCGAGGGAGCCGGUGUACAGCUUCCGCGUCAUGUGGCCAGCAUGACUAAGCUGCUUCUGGUGAACCAGAGCAGUGCACGCAAACGCCAUUUACCUUCCUGCCAGAGCGGUACCUAUUUAUCUACUUGAACUUUGAGGUGCUUUGGAACUGCUAGGUUGGCAGGAGCAGGGACUGAGCAACGGGAGCUCACCCCGUCACGGGGAUUCGAACCACCGACCUUCUGAUCGGCAAGCCCUAGGCUCUGUGGUUUAACCCACAGCGCCACCCGCAUCCCAUUUUGGAAAUGUACAUCCAGGUUUUUUCCCCUUUAAUUUUUUUGGGGGGCCCCCAAGAGAGUAGGGCCUUAAGCCAUAGGUUGUUUAGCUUAUACGUAAAUCCAGCACUGAGAGAAGACAAAAUACAUUGCAAGCAAGCAAGCAAACAAACAAACACAGGCACCCAGAAAGUCAAUGGUUGCUCCCCAACCACUCGCAUUUUGUGUCUGUUUCAGAUGCCGUUGGCUGCGUCGACCCCGAAGAAUGUUUCCGAGUGUGUGGGUCCGAGGUGGGCUGCUCCAACAUCGCUUACCCCAAACUUGUGAUUGAGCUCAUGCCCAGUGGUAAGCUAAGCCGAGGCAGUGCUGCCUUCCUAUUGGCCGGUUGGGUGUUCCUCUAGUCCUGCCUUACUCCCUAACAGGCAACCGCUUCCUCUUUCUGCUUACAUUCAUUUAGGCCAGCCUUUGGCAACCUGGUGCCCUCGUGGCUGUUUCAGACAGCCGCUCCAGAAGGAUACCAUGGUUGAUGGUAUCAAAAGCCGCUGAGAGGUCGAGGAGAAUUAACAGGGAUGUGUUUCCCUUGUCUGUGUCUCUCUCGACAGAGGUCAUCAUACAGGGCGACCAAUGCGGUUUCUGUGCCAAAACUGGGCCGGAACUCCGACUGAAAUGGAUCCAGGUUAAAUCAAUUUCUUCCAAAAGCGCCUGGAUCUGGUCUGCGACCACUCAUUCUAGAACCUUCCUCAGGAAAGGGAGAUUAGCAACUAGUUUACCUAGGGCACCCAUGUUGGCAAAGCCAGAAAGUAAACAAAAACCGCUUGGAUUUAUCCUGGCAUUUCCCAAGAAUUCCACCCUGCCAUCUGAACAAGGAACCACAAACCAUUACUAAUGGGAGAAUUAGCACAGGUGUCUCUGGGUACAAAUGUGAUUAUGGGCGCUGCUGUGUUCUUUGCCCCCCCCCCCCCGGAUGUUUUUUCUUAAAGGGGAAUGACUGUGCUUUUUGAGGCUUAGGUAAAGGUAAAGGGACCCCUGACCAUUAGGUCCAGUCGUGACCGACUCUGGGGUUGCGGCACUCAUCUCGCUUUAUUGGCUGAGGGAGCCGGCGUACAGCUUCCGGGUCAUGUGGCCAGCAUGACUAAGCCGCUUCUGGCGAACCAGAGCAGUGCACGGAAACGCUGUUUACCUUCCCGCCGGAGCGGUACCUAUUUAUCUACUUGCACUUUGAUGUGCUUUCGAACUGCUAGGUGGGCAGGAGCAGGGACCGAGCAACGGGAGCUCAUCCUGUCACGGGGAUUCGAACUGCCGACCUUCUGAUCGGCAAGUCCUAGGCUCUAUGGUUUAACCCACAGCGCCACCCACAUCUUAACUUCCUUGUUCGGAACCCCGUGGGGGUGAGGCUGGGGUGUAAUCAGGACUUCAUAUUAUCCAGCAGCCCCUCAGCCCUGGCCAGUAAGGGCAAUGGUCAGCAAUGGUGGGAGCUGAUGUCCAGCAACACUGGAGGUCCACAGUUUCCCCACCGUACUUUUCUCCAGUGCUGAUAAAACCGCUAGCGCAUUUGCAGAGCUAAGCAGGGUCUGGUAUGUUUUCCAAUUGGAUGGGGGACCGUGUGAUGAGAUUCUUCCAUUGCAGGGGGUUGGACUAGAUGACCCUUGGGUCCCUCCCAACUCUCUGUGGUUCUACAAAAGUUUCAGCUUCAGAGGCUGGGUCUUGCGCAAGGAUUUUCAAAUUUUCUGCCUUCAGCAUCUGCUGGGAUACUCCUGAUUGGGGGACGAUUCUGGGAGUUUCCGGAGGAACGCAUGUGGACCAGUCCUGUGGGGUCAUAUUGUUGCCCUGCAUGACGUAAGAACGUGUUUUGAGAUUGUACCAAACAGUCCCUCUUGCAGAAGGUGCGUUACAGGGGAAAGAGACAUAUUCUUUGGGUGGGGGGAGCUGCCUUUCAGAGACGUUUGUCUGCCAUUUGCUGAGGAAUCCCUGAUCACAUUCAGAUAAGCCUCAGGGUGCCCUAGAAAAGUGACCUCAGGAAAGAGGCAAGAUGCUUUGAACCAGGCCUGCUAAAUCCUGCUCCUCAACUUGGAGACUCUUGUAUAAGGAGAGCUUAUAAGGCAAUAAACAACUAUUUUACUUUUAAAAGACAACUUCCUUGUUUAGGGAAGUUUUUAAUGUCUGAUGCUGUAUUGUUUUUAAUAUUCGUUGGAAGCUGCCCAGAGUGGCUGGGGAAACCCAGCCAGAUGGGCGGGGUAUAAAUAAUAAAUUAUUAUUAUUAUUAUUAUUAUUAUUAUUAUUAUUAUUAUUAUUAUACUGGGUGAAGCCAGUGGCCCAUCUAGUCCAGCAUUCUGUUCUCACAGCAGCUGACCGGACGCAGCAAUGGCACUCUCCUCUUCUUGUCGUUUCCAGCAGCCGGAAUUCAGAAGCAUCUUGCCUCUGACAGUGGAGGGUAGAAUGGUAGCAUCAGGAGCUGGAGUCAGGCAUUGGUCAGCAAUGAAACAACAAAGCACCAAAUGUCAGUAAAGUUAACUCUUUAUUCAAAGGGGGAGGAAGCUCAGUCCGAGUGGUCGCGACAACCCUUUCCAGUGGGUCGUUCCCCAAUGAAGCUGUUGCGAGGACUGAAGGUCCUUCCCACCGCUCUCUAGGGUUCUCCCCUGGUUCCCUCCCCAGCAAGUUGGAGGAUGGAUGCUGGAGGGGACCAGCAGUUGUGGGGAGGCAGGGACCUUCAGUCUCAGCAACUGCUUCACGGGGGCAGGACCUGCUAGAGAUGAGUUGCUGCGCUCUUUAGGCCUGACACUCCCGCGCCAAUCAUAUUUUUGCUAAUAAAGAGUUAACUCCAAUUUGUACGGUGUUACUCACUGCUGGGUGAAGACAGGGCCAUGUUGUUGAUCCAACAGUCCAGCUCAGAGUACAAUCCUGGGCAGGAGAUGCCAGCUAAUUGGUCGUCAGAACUUACUGCUGUAAGCAUGUGCUUUGUCAAUAAAGAAUUAAACUACUGGCUGGCUGUUUGUCAUCCUUGAGCUAGGUGUGCUCAGGACACAGUUGGCACUGCUAGAGCGGCGGCGGGGGGAGCAGUCCAGACUCAGGGGGUCUCCCCCUCCUGCUUCUCUCCCCACUGGUCUCCCAGAACACACAGAGAAAUGAAGAGGGAGGCGCAAUGAGAGGCAAGACGAGGAAGCUUUGCUAUACAACAACAACAACAACUUAUUAUUUAUACACCGCCCAUCUGGCUGGGUUUCCCCAGCCACUCUGGGCGGCUUCCAACAAAAUAUUAAAAUACAAUAGUCUGUUAAACAUUAAAAGCCAUUGGCUUUUCUGGUUCCUCCCUCCAGGUCUGCGAGGGUUAAUGAUCGCCGUCAUGAUGGCUGCUCUGAUGUCAUCCCUGACCUCCAUCUUCAACAGCAGCAGCACCCUCUUCACCAUGGACAUCUGGCAGAAGGUGCGGAAGGAGCCCAGCGAGAAAGAGCUGCUUCUGGUUGGAAGGUACCAGCCUGGGGCGGGGCAGUAUCCCUGGGGCCGGCUCUACCGUUAGACAAUGCAAAGGCAGUUUUCGUGUGUCGUGAAAGGGCAGUGCUGGCGAUUAGUUAUUUGAUUCAUUAUUUUAGGAUCCAUUACUUGGCCAUCUUUACAAGAACUUGUGGGAUUAUUCUGGCUCAGGAACCUUUGUUGCCCCUGGAUGCUAUGCGCCAUGACUAGGGGAUGGGGAUGAACGGGAGAGAAAUUCGGUUCAAGAUGAAUUCGAAUAAGGGGCCACCCAUUUCACACUUUUCAAAAUUAUGUGCAAACUGCAUGGAUUAGAGUGGUCCAACCUCUCACACCAAGUGGGCUGCAAGAGUACCUUGACAGGGAACCUGCGGGCCACACGCCGAAUUCAAUUCCCAUGUCUUAAAUUAAAGUGUUCGCAAUAUAUUUAAUGUUAUUUAAUGUACACAAAUUAUAUAUUUGAUUAAAUAUAUAUAAUUAAAUACAGAUUUAAUAGCUUUAAUUGUUAAUAGCUUUAAUAGACAAACAGGUGUAUGUGCUUUCGUUAACAACACAAGACACACACAGAAAAUAAAAAUUUAAAGCUUUAAAAUGUUUUUUUCUUGAAUGUGGCCAAGGGCUGCUAACAAAGGGUUCAACCACCCUGGAUUAGGUGAAAGCAUCCAUAAAAAUGCACAUUAUUUUUUUGCAAAGGACAUGCAAAAAUGCAUCAUAUUAAGAGGAUUUGCUUGCAAAAAUGAGACGUGAACACUAAAAUGCUGACAAUCUUUCAAAAGGCUUUUUAAAAAAAUGCAUUUUAUAAACCCAUAGUGCAGGUGCUGCUGGCUAGCUGUAUGUUGCUGGACUACAACUCCCAUGAUCCUCAGCCAGUAUGGCCAAUGAGCAGGGAUAAAUGGGGGUUGCAGUUCAGCCACAUCUGGAGGGUCAAAGGCUCUCUGUGUGCUGCUGUUUCUAAAUAAUAAUAAUAAUAAUUAAUAAUAAUAAUAAUAAUAAUAAUAAUGGACACCCUGUCAGAUCUUUUCCUUGCACCAGCCAGGCACGGAGAUUAACUUCCCCUGUUUAUGCCUCGGUAGUCCUGCUUUCUGAAUCAUUUCCCGCCGUCACCAGCAACUCAGUUUAUCUGCCUGCACAACAGACCUAAUGAUGCAGAAAUCCUGCUUGCAAGCGUCUCCACAUUUCAAUUAAUGAGCAUGUUUGUGUAGCUGAGAGAGGACUGAUGGCCAGCAACUUGAAUUUCAUAUGGGUGAUCCAGAUCAUUAAUUAACCGAGUGAUCUGCCAAUUUAUUGGGUUGCAUUUCUGAACAGCCCAAGGAAUGCCCUGUAAAAGUUGCUGUGUAUCCUGCUUGACCUUCAACGCAGUCUCCCUUGUCCUCUGCUGUGCCUUUAACCGUAUUGCUAAAAGCUCUGCAGAAUGACUUGCCCCUGCCCCUCACGAAAAUGCUAGCCUGCAUUCCUUUUGUUGCUCACAGUGGCAGCAGGUUGCCUGGAGGGAAUUCCUCACUCACCCUGCCUUAUUGACAUAUUUGGCCAUGUGGGUCAGUGCGGCUGGUUCAAGGCAUUUUGCUGCCCGAGGCAAAAGGCACAAUCAUCUUGCCCGGUUCCAUAUGUGUAAACUCAAUUUGGGGGAAGUACUCUUUGCUGAGAGAACCCCAGCGGAGAUUUAAAAUCACAAAACAUGUAGCAGAGUAAAGCAUGAAAAUACAGUCUGUAAAACCUAAAAAGGUGCCCUUUAAAGUGAGUUCUGAAAUGUCCCCUUAAAAAGUUUCUUUCCAAAGUUUCCCACUUCCCCUAGCAUAGAAAAACACCACACAUUUGGGAAGUUAAAAAUGGUUUACUUACAAACUCUCCUGAGGUCAGAUUCAUGUGCUUUAGAAAGAUGCACAGGCAGUAAAACUUGGCUUAGUUAAGAAGUGGCAAAAGUUCCUAGGUUAUUGAUAUAGGGACUCAAGAGAGGCCCUUUACACGCCAAUCUUCUCAGGUAGACAGGGGGAUAACAUUAGACCUGAUUACCUAUUUCCUCCCAAGGUAAGGGACAUGAACAUAGCUAAAUGUAGCAGGACAGCUUGCUCCAUGGUAUUAACCCCUUCAUGCAUUAAUUAGACUUAAGCAUGUUGGUUAUAUGAGGCUGGUUACCCUAUAAAUAAGGCAGGGUCUGCUGAGUAAUGGUGGAGAUAUAGAAGGGAAGGAUAAUUAAGUUCUAACCCCAUCCCUCAUUUUGAAGCCCAAACAAUUGACCUUCCACUUUCUUUUUAUUCUUUUAUUCUUUAUUGAAUUUAUAUACUGCCCUAUACCCGGAAGUCUCAGGGUGGUUCACAGAACAAAAUCAAAAUAUUGUUUCUUCACACCAAAUGUGCCAGUGAUCAACAUUCGUAUACUGGUCCUUCCCUCUCCCAGCAACACUGAGACUGUUCAUGAAGUCAACUUUCCUUUGCUGGUCCUUGCCUCUCCCGUGACAAUUAAGAAUGUGUGGAUUUUGUGAUGUCACAGUAGCUCAACCAAUGUAGGAGACUGGAGGCAGCUAAUGGCUGCCAGGGCUUUUUCUUCUUCUUUCUUGAUAAUAUUGUUGUUGUUUAGUCGUGUCCGACUCUUCGUGACCCCAUGGACCAGAGCACGCCAGAGCACGCCUGAUAAUAUACACAUAUUUAAAGGUAAAGGACCCCUGACAGUUAAGUCCAGUCGUGAAUGACUUUGGGGUUGUGGUUCUCGUCUCGCUUUACUGGCCGAGGGAGCCAGCAUUUGUCCGCAGACAGUUUUUCCGGGUCAUGUGGCCAGCAUGACUAAGCUGCUUCUGGCGAAACCAGAGCAGCGCACAGAAACGCCGUUUACCUUCCUGCUGGAGCGGUACCUAUUUAUCUACUUGCACUUUGACGUGCUUUUGAACUGCUAGGUUGGCAGGAGCUGGAACCGAGCAACAGGAGCUCACCCCGUCGUGGGGAUUCGAACCGCCGACCUUCCGAAUGGCAAGCCCAAGAGUCUCAGUGGUUUAGACCAUAGUGCCACCUGCAUCCCCCAUGCACAUAUUUAUCCACAGCUAAAUCUGGAAUGCAGCCUCUUGCUGCUAAUUUAUGUGACGUGUCUGGUCCCUGCGUUCGAUUGUGCAAUUUCAAUUGCCGUAGAGUAGCAAUUUGGGGACACUCCCCUGAUGAUUCCAGCCAGCCAGCCUUAGAUGGCAUUUGGCAAGGCGGGACACGCCUUGACUUAAUUGUUUUCCUCCUUUUGUCUCUUUGGGCUUAAUCGAUUUGCUUCGAUGUGUGAACACGGAAUGAGAGAGAGCAAGAGGGAGAGGUAACCUGCCAAAUGAGCUGCAACGAAGCAAUUAACAACAACAACAAGGGAGCUUGCAGGAAUGAGCCCUCCCAAACUCUAACCUAAUUCUUCAGCGAUUUCGCAAUGCUUCAUUUGUCAGUAAUAAAUCCAGCUACUAGGCCGGUGAUUUUGUUUAAGCAGCAAAUCAUCAGCUUCCCAGGCCCCUUUGGCUCCAUAUGUGGAAAGCAGGUAUACCACUUUAAACAGUCAUGGCCUGCCCCAAAGAAUCCUGGGAGCUGUAGUUUGUUAAGAGUGCUGUGAGUCAUUGGGAGACUCCCCCAUUCCCCUCACAGAGCUUCAUUUCCCAGAGUUCCCUAGGAAGAGGGAUUGAUCGCUAAACCGCUCCAGGAAUCAGAAUCAGGGGUCUCCUGCCAAUUCUCAGCACCCUUAACAAACUACAUCUCCCAGGAUUCUUUGGGGGAAGCCAUGGCAAUUUAAACUGGUACGGCGCUGCUUUAAAUGUAUAGGGCAGAUGGGCCCCCAGAUAACUAAAUGCCGUGGUUCUGAUAUGCCGCUGCUUCUCUGCUUAAAGGGGAUCUUCAGAAACGUUGAUGGUUAAUUGGAGAGAGGAGUCAUUUCUGUGUCCCUGACUUAGAUUCAUGGGGACAUAAUGAUGCUCUCUUAUCUCACUUUACCCAUUUGUGAAAGAGGGUGGCUCCUCUUUGGGGUGGGACUGUGUGGCAACUUUAUCAGGAUGCUGAGAUCUCUCAGCGAAAACAAAGCCAUUCAUUAUUACUGGAUGUCGGCGUGUUUGUUCACUGAAAAUACUUCUUCAAACGACAAGCCCCACAAGACAGCUAGCAGCCAAAAGAAACCACAGAACACAAUUAUUAAACAUCAAGCCAGAUGUUACAAAAACGAUGGAACUGGCACGGUUUUCUUCUGGCAGAGCGAAGUAUGAUAAGAGACGUGGCAUUUAUAGCAUUGCGUUGUACAGGGCUGUUAUCAGGGGUCACCCUGGGUCUUUUGCACUGGGGUGCUAACCAGGGCCAGAUUUAGGUUUGAUGAGGCCCUAAGCUACUGAAGGUAAUGGGGGCUUCCUAUGUCCAGCUGUCCUUUGUCAACAACAAAUGGUUGCUGUUUUUUGUGUUGAAUACAUGCUAUAUGGUAAUUUAUGAACCUAAUAGGUAUCAUUCUAAAGCCAUUUGCACAUUGUCAUGCAACCAGUCCGUGCAGAAUGUAGGCACCCUAUAUAUAGAAAUCAGCAAACCAGUGAUAUUUUAUGGGACAGGCUAGCAGGUGGGGCCCAUGACUUACAUCAUAGGAGCCCACACAAAACAAAACACUGUUGCUGUAUGUAGGUUUUAUUUUAUUUGCUUUUUAUCUUAUAUUUUGGAAAUGUACAUUCAGUUUUUUCCCCCUUUAAAUUUUUUUGUGGCCCCCAAGAAAGUGGGGCCCUAAGCUAUAGCUUGUUUAGCUUAUACGUAAAUACAGCACUGGUCCUAAUGUCUGUAGCUGCUACCUCCUUCCUUUAAACUUAAAGAGAUUUGCUUUCAAGGGCAUCUGGGCGCAGGUGCAGAGUACAGUCUCAGUGAGACCCCACCUGCCAUCAUAGUUUGUGGAGGGCCCAAUCCGCUUAAAGUAUCCUGGGCCCAGCAAAUCCUCUUGGCACUCCAUGGUUCGGAGUAAGCCUUGCCGCUUCAAUUUGCACCAGCGCAUGCAAAUGAGAAAAUGCAAAUGUUAUGCAAAAAGUGGGUGGGGCUGUGGAUGUGCCAGGAGCCCUGUAGAGACAUCUUGGCAGGGCUGGCCAGAGGGGAGUGAGGAGGAGCCACAGGGUGAGAAUCAGGACCUAUCUGUCUCGUAACCUGACUUAUCUACCACAGCGAUCUACUAGGCAUUAAAGCCUUUGGCAAAAACCAAGCUGGGAGUCUGAGGACCGCAGGGAGGCAGGACACCCUGGCUUCGGCCUCUCAGCCUGCCUGACUAACUUCGCUCUAUACUUCCAACUUCCUUACCUACGUGCCGAUGAAUGCAUUGAGACGCAACAGAUUACCAUGGGGAAUGAACUACUAAGAGAAAGAAAAGGAAAUAAUAAAGCAUGUAGGAACGUCACCGCGCAGGAAGUUGGCUUCAGUCUUCCCUUAUAAGGAUAUCGUUUCCCCCUCCCUCUUUACUUGGGUGUAAACUCUUCCUUUUCCCUGGCAGCUGCCUGAUGAUGAAGGAUGCAAGAGCUCUCCUCGCCUCUUUCUCUUUUCUGCACAAUAUCUCUUGCGCAAACAGCCGGGCGUUUAAGGAAAGGCAGGCGGAGGAGACUGACACAUGGAGCGGGAUUCUUGGAAGUGAAUGGGUGGGCGUGACUCACCCUGCUCAUUUGAUCAAUGACAGGCGUUAUCUUGUGAAGCGGGGUGGGGGUGGGAAACUGACACACCUUAGCUCCUGCUGGCCGUGUGUGUGUCAGGCAUUUGGAAAGGCAUUCUCAUUUUCCAUAUGACAUCACCCUCCCCCUUUAUAAUUUAUACAGGGCCAGUGGUGCAGGGGUAAAUUCUGAACUACAGUGGCUGCUCGGGUUGCAAACGUGAUCCGUGUGGGAGGCACGUUCGCGACAUGCAGUGCUCGUAACCCGCGGCCCGCACUUCUGUGCAUGCGUGGGUCACAAUUCGGUGCUUCUGCGCAUGUGCAAAGAGCGAUUUAGUGCUUCUGUGCAUGCGCAAGCGCUGAAACCCGGAAGUAACCCGUUCCGGUCCUUCUGGGUUCGGCACGGUGCGCAACCUGAAAUCAUGCAACCCCAAGCCUCUGUAACCCGAGGUAUGACUGUAAUAUGUCCUGGUUUAUUUAUAUGCCACUUUUGGGGCAAAGCAAGCCUGGAUGAUGAUGAUGAUGAUGUUGAAAAAUAUAACAACAAUAUUGUUUGUUUGUUUGUUUAUACCCCACUCUGGUUUUCCCAGCCACUCUGGGCGGCUCUAAAAAGAAUAUUAUCAAUCAUAAUAAUAAGCAAUAAAACAUCAAACAUUAAAAACUUCCCUAAACAAGUCUGCCUUCAGGUGUCAGAUAGUUGUUUAUUUCCUUGACAUCUGAUGGGAGGGCGUUCCACAUGGCGGGCGCCGCUACCAAGAAGGCCCUCUGCCUGGUUCCCUGUAACCUCACUUCUUGCAGUGAUUGAACCACCAGAAUGCCCUUGGAGUUGGACCUCAGUGUCCGGGCUGAUUGAUGGGAGUGGAGACGCUCCUUCAGGCAUACUGGGCUGAGAAUCCACCUGAACACGUCUGCCCAAAGCAUGACUUAGGUUGAAACUGGCUGUUGAGAAAGAACUUGAGCAGAGAGAAUUUGGCUGAUGCCCUUGCUUUGUUUUGAAAAAAGAGGCAGGGGUGUGUGUCUGCCUUUCUGUGUGAGGCCUGACUCAGACAUACUGCCCUGAGAUGGACAAAUCCUGGAUCUACUGCUGCCACAGAGAAGUGGUGCAACAUGUACUUCCCAUGACAGCACCCUCCUUUGAUGGGGUGCCAUCCUGGGACAGCGGUACGGUUUUGCUUCUGCAUCUGCAGCCAUUAAAAUGUUUGCUUCGGCUGAGAAGUGCCGGAAUAAUCAAGAGUUGACCGGGGUACUAUUUUCCCCGCUUCCUGUUUCAAAAAUUGUUUAGUUUCUUUAUUUACAUAAUAACUGCACGGGGAUUCUUUAUUUAAUUAAGCAGAUCAUCUGUGGCCUCGGGUGUAAAUAAACGGUUUUCGAAAAGCAACACACAAGCGCAACAGGCUGAGACCUGUUUUCCCUUAUAUGAUCCCCUAUUACCCUCACGCUUGCAAAGGUUUGCUUUUGCAAGGCAUUGCAUGCAUCUCAGUGUCUGCCAACUCCUUUCGUGCUGGCUUCCCAGAAGCUCUUGGGGCCCCUUGGUAGGACUCGCUGGCAAACCUGCAGUAAUCCCACGUUGCAGAUCCCACCAUUCCUGUCUGCUGCAAAAUCUGGUUGCGUCAGUCGAGGUGCUGAGUGAAGCCCAGCCCACGGGAACAAGUUUUUCAUCUCAGUUCCUUUCUCGGUUACCUGCAAAAGCAAUAUAACCCUGCAUGGACACUGGACCGCUUCCAGAUAUGCAUAAAAUGCACAGAUUAGACUGGCCUGCGGUGCAAUUGAGGAGCAUUCGAUUCUGCUUGCUUGCAAAGCCCUCCCUUAUUUUAUGUCUUGCAUCGGUGACCCUCUCAGGGUGUGGGCGGCUGAUACUUUCCCGUGCAUGGAGAAAGCGAAGUCUUGCACACAGCCUCUGUUGCGCAUGACUUCUUUGACACAGGCAGGGUUUUUGAAACGCCGUGCCCUGGACUGCCAUUUGCUUGGUAUUUGUGUGAACAAGACCUCACUCGCCCCUCCAGGGUUCUGGUGGCCUUUGGAUAAGGUGCUUCUCCUGUAACCUAGAACAUAAGAAGUCCUCAUGGAGCUUGUCCACAUUUCUGCUUUUCCCAUGCAUCCUAGCCACAAGUCUGAGAGGUUUUGCCUUUGCCUCACUGCUUUCCCCCAGAAAACCCACUCUUAUGAUGAUGAUGUUUCACUUGUGAUUUUUUUUAUCGCUAACCUUGCAGGAUAGUCACUAUUGUCCUAGUUGCUGUCAGUGUGGUUUGGAUCCCAAUCCUGCAGAGCUCCAACAGCGGCCAGCUCUACAUCUACAUCCAAUCUGUCACUAGCUACCUUGCCCCGCCGGUUACGGCUGUCUUCCUCUUGGCCGUUUUCUGGAAGCGAGCCAAUGAACAGGUACGCUCAUAUAUAAUAGCUGAUAAUGAUAACAAUAUCGUUAUUAUUUAUAUUCCGCCCAUCGGACUGGGUUCCCCUGGGCGGCUCCCAACAAAAUAUUAAAAACACAACAAAGCCUCAAACGUUAAAAACUUCCCUGCACGGAGACUGGCUUCUAAAAGCCCAAUAGUUGUUUAUUUCCUUGGUAUCUGAUGAGAGGGCGGGUGCCACCACCAAGAAGGCCAUCUGCCCGGCUCCCUGUAACCUCACUUCUUGCAGUGAGGGAACCACCAGAAGGCCCUUGGAGCUGGACCUCAGUGUUUGGGGUAUUUAAACUAGAGACUGCCGCCCUUGCGCACUUUGCUCGCCAACCCCAUGGAAUCAUGGAAUUGUAGAGUUGGAAGGGACCAUGAGGGUCAUCGUGUCGAACCCCCUGCAACGCAGGAAUCUUUUGCCAAGCAUGGGGCUUGAACCCACGACCCUGAGAUCAAGAGGCUCAUGCUCUACUGACUGAGCUAUCCAUCAUAAGCCAUCUUGCCAGUCCAUCAAACUCCCUACACCCUAGCCACCCCUAUCCUCUCACAACUCCUUGACCCCCCACUCACAGCUCCUUCAGUCCCCAUCCCCACCUCCCUGCCAUUCCCGCCCUACUCCCCACAGCCAUAGCUAUCAACUUUCAGAUUUGAAAAUAAGGGAUUAGCAGCCUCACCUGUCCCGGGACAGUCUACGGGAUAUCUAACAAUCCGGGAUAGCAGCGGGAAGCAGCGGGAAACGGCGCUGGAAUAAGGGAAUUUCCUGCGAAAAAAGGGUUAUGCCCACAGCUCAGCCCAAACUCCCCCAACAAUUCACUCCAAACUCCCUCUGCCAACAGCUUGCCCCAAACACAACCCCCCUACUGCCGCUGUUGCUACCACUUGCGGGGGAGAGGGGAAAGAGGAGGAAAAGGCCUUUCUCCCUUGCGCUCCGCGCUGCAGCUGGCAGACAGUAAGCAUGCAUUUUGAAAUGCAUGCUUCCUUCUGACACUGAUGGAGUACUAGGAGCAUGCAAAGACCUGCCAGGCCCACCCACCUAGUUGCCUCCCUAGUUGCUUACUCUGCUGGACCACCUGCCCAUUCUCUUUCUCGCUCAGCCAGACCACUCGCCCCCUCUGACGCUGGGCUUGCCUUGCCCUGCUGUGCCUGCGAGCGAGCAAGUGGGUGGCGGUGGCCAUGACAACAGGGUGAAUGGGAAGCCCCUUUCUGGACCACCUGCCAGCCUGCUUGUUUGCUCGCUUCCACUACCAUCCUGCUCACAUGGCCCCCUACUGGUGACCAGGUGAACUGCAGCGUGAUGACAUUUCCUUGCAAUAAUAUUAUAUAGUAAGAUAUAGUAUAUGUUUUUAAUAAAUGACUUAAGGGGGGACAUUGAAAGUUGCCUUAAGCUCAGUCAGACUGUUGAGCCACCUCUCAGCAAUGUCUGCAUAGGAUGGCAGUGUUCAUCUAGGGCUUGAGUUUGUCCCAUUCCCAUCUGGAGUUAUCAGGGAUUGAACAUGAGAUCUUCUGUGCACAAGGCAGAUGUUCUGCCCCUAAGCAUCAGUCUUUCCUAGGCCUGCAACUUGAAAUGCCCCUUAAGUGGAGAGAAUCUGCCAAAGAGAGAAUCUGAGCCGUGGGCUCUCCUCAUUGUAUUAUUAUUAUUUUUAAAAAAGAGAGAAGCACUAUUUAAAACAUAAAUCCAGGAACUGGUGGGUGGAUAUGCAAUGUUGUGGGUAUGCAAUGUUGCCCAUAGUAGAACAGGUGCAUUUUUUAAGGUCAGGGGACUAACCCACCAGUGUCUACCCUUGCCUCAUUGUUUCCUACCCUUUUCUUUUUUCCUAUCCCUUACAAGUCUGUCCCCAAAUGGGAAAACCCCAUGAUAAUAUGUGCAGUGUGAAUCACCCAAAUUUGCAUUACAAUCAUUUGUUUCCUUUUGUGAAAGCCGCACCUGUUUGUAAAUUGUAGGUCUCUGCUACAAAUGUAUAUGUGGGCUCUAUACCACUUUAACUGAUUGUGUGGCUGUGGUUCUAUGAUGUUACAUUGCGUGGAUGUGCUGCGAUGCUCUGUGGAUGUGGUGUUACGUUAUCUUAUGUUGGUAUGGUGUUCUGUUCUGUGGAUGUGGCGUUAUCAUCUGUUACGCAAACGUGGCGUUCUGUCAUGUAGCGUGACCUGGAUGUUUGCAUGUGUCACUAUGCUAUAUAGCAUUAUUUGUGGAUAUGUGGAUGCAAUCUGUGUUCUGUUGGGUUGAGUUACACACAUGUGUGAAUGUUGAUGUUAUGUUUAUCCUGCAUGAAAGUGGUUUGAGGCUCAGGCUUCUAAUCGUGCUUUAAUAAUGUGGGAUAUAAACGGCUCUCAUUUUAACUGUUUUCAUUGGGAAUUUUAAUUUGCUUUCUUUUCCUUGGCCACCCUGGGAAACCUGUUGAAUAGCAGGGAAUGAAUAAAAUUAAUUAAAUAAGUUUGGUUGAAGCCUGAAGGGCUCAAUCACAACUUCAGUAUGAUGAAGGAAGAGGGUGGUUAAGUCUGGCAUUAAAAGGAAAGAAAACAACUUGCUCCUUGUUUCUGGUCCCUUCUCCCGAGGCCUUGACCAAGCAGGUUAGAAUUUCAGUCUUUUGGGCCCUGUCUUUAUCUGCAGGGGGCUUUCUGGGGCCUGAUGGUGGGGCUGGUCAUUGGCCUGAGCCGGAUGGCCUUGGAGUUUGCGCACCCCACGCCCCGGUGUGGUGUCCCGGACAGGCGCCCUUCCCUCGUGAAGGACCUCCACUAUCUUCACUUCGCCACCCUCCUCUUCCUGCUGACUGCCAUGGUGGUGGCGGGCAUCAGCUUGUUGACUCAGCCCCCCGCUGAAUCCCAGGUGAGUAGAGCUUGUAAGCAGGUGAGCCGAGCUGCCCCAGUGGCGUAGAGGAGGAGAAGCAAGAGAACCACAGAACUGUAUACAGUCAAACCUCGGGUUACAGGUGCUUCAGGUUGAUUUUUUUGGGUUACAGACCCGCUGAAACCUGGAAGUACCAGAACGGGUUACUUCCGGGUUUCGGCAGUUGUGCUAAAUCACGCUUUAUGCAUGCGCAGAAGUGCCGAAUCGCAACCCACAUGUGCGCAGAUGCGCUGCUGCUGGUUGCGAAUGUGCAUCCCGCAUGGAUCACGUUCACAACCUGAGCAUCCACUGUAUUUGGAAGGUAGCCUGAGGGGUUCAACCCCCUGGAAUGCAGGAAUCUUAGCUAAAGCAUCCAUGACAGAUGGCCAUCCAAACCUCUGUUUAAAAGCCUCCAAGGAAGGAGAGUCCACCAUUUCCUGAGGGAGACUGUUCCACUGUUGAACAGCGCUUCCGGUCAGAAAGUUCUUCCUGACGUUUAGUCGGAAUCUCUCCUUUCUUGUAACUUGAAUCCAUUUCCUACCCUCCAGAGCAGGAGAAAAUAAGUUUGCUCCAUCCUCCAUGUGACAGAGCAAUGAUGGCAUCUGAGGAGAGAAGUAGCAGGUGCCCUUCGGCUGAGUCACGGCCCUUCCGCAAAUUUUAUUUUAAUAAUUCAUAUUAUUAAUUAAAUGACAAUUAUUUAAAUGUGUUUUCAUAGCUUAGGUACCGCCUGAACACCGUAGUUUCCGAGCACCUUACAAUAGGAAAUGCCAUGUACGAAAUGAAAUCAGCUGGAAUUCACUGGGAGGGUAAAACUCACUGUUUUUGCCCUCAGAAAUAAAGCCCUCGUUUCUUUCUGGAACAGGGGGAGAGCAACAAGCUUUUUAAAACAAGGAUCGUUUGCUUUGCUUUGGCAUGGGAAAAUGGCUGCCUGGCAUUGGCACUUGAUAGGAUUUCCUUGCCCUGAUAGUGACACAGGCCCAACCGAUUGCUCCCUUUGCUUCUGACCGAAGCAAUUGCCCGAGGCAGAAUGCUUUCUGUUAAACCACCUUUGAAGGAACAGAAAGAAAGAAAGAAGUCUUUUCCACUCCACCCAGAGAGGCCGAGCCAUUCUUGUGCCACCUAACCACCACCCCUAGCUAUGGAAGACUGCCCUUCCUUGGCACCAGGGCCCUCUCAGACGUAUUGAGACAUGCCGAGCGGAGUGGUUUGUUCUGAUGUGUGCCCAGAGAGAACGGACGGUUGGGUGGCACGAGAAAACACGGUGGGCGUUGCCUGGAUCUCUCUGCACCUGGAAGGUGGUGGAACCUCUGACAGGGUUCAGGGCAGGAGGCUGGCACGAGCGAAAAACAUCAAGAUGGGGGGCGGGUCAGGGGUCAGUAGAACAGGCCUUCCUGUUAGGGUUUGUUUUGCGUCUUGACUGUUAAUUUGCAUUUGGGAGGGUCUGAUAUUACAGAGUUUCUCUGACCCAUAAUAUUGGACACUCUCUCUCUCUCUCUCUCUCUCUCUCUCUCUCUCUCUCUCAUUUGAAUCCCCCAAAUUCCUCUUUUUAUUUUAUCUGUUUUGUUUGUUUUGUUUGUUAAUUAUUUAUUUCAUAAAAUGUAUAUACCGCCUAAUGGUUAAAAAAAACCCCAACAACCUCAAUCAGUUUACAAAAAGAUAAAACAAGUAAAUCAAAGGGGGGAGGGGAAUCACUACCCUACUUUAAAACACACAAAAGUUAAAACACCGAAACAGAUUAAAUUUGCCUCAAUUUUCUAAGCAUCUGGCUAGGCUUGUCCAUUUAGCAGUUUCGUUUUAUCAACUAUUUUUGUUUUAAUAAAAUUGUUUAUUGUUUUUGUCGCACACGAGUUAGAGAUUUUAUUUUUGUAUGAAGUGUAAAGAAGAUUUUAAAGCGUUAGCAAAUUUACAGAUUCGUUUAAAUGAAAUAAAAUGCCAUUUUAAAGACCUUUAGUUAUUUUCUGUAUGGGUUUAUUAAUUAAAAAAAAAACCCUAUCAUAGUUGUUUUUACUCUAAUGACUACACUGCCUUGAGACUUAUGCAAAAGGCAUGUCAAUAAUAAUAAUAAUAAUAAUAAUAAUAAUAAUAAUAACAACAACAUCCAAAAGCUAUCGCCAGAGUGUAGGGGCUUCAUCCAAUAUUAGACAUACUCAGAACAGAGACAUUGAAAUUAACUGACACAGAAAACUUGGAACUGUGAAUUUUCACAAGUCUAAUUUGAGCGAAACUAGAGUCUCUUGGGCCUUAUCUGUGGCCUCAAACUAGGAAUUGCCUGUGUACAGGGCAACCGCGGAACCUUCCAGAACUUCUCCUGGGUGCGCUACUUCUCUCAGAGUCAAACUCUUUCCUGUACACUGAAGGAUGGAAGGUGCAAAUUUCACCCAUUGUUCCUCUCCAAUAUCUCUGCUGAGUGAACAUAUCCCUUGUGUUUCUGUCAGGAGUGUUGCUUUCCUAUCAGCGGCACAUUUUACCUCACAACGUCAUGCUUUGGCUAUCAAUGGUAAUGACGCUCAUAAGCAAAUGCAACUUUGUAUUUCAUUGGCUUUCCCCCUACUUUUUUAUAUUUGCAGGUAAAGUUUGUGACUUGGUGGACUCUUCGUGAGGAGUCCCUACCUCCCCAACUCCCCAACCCCAAAUCGCUGCCUGAGGACGGCUUUUCCAGCACACAGAACGAUGGUAGGCCCCAGGCACGAUUUGAACGACAUCCUCUCUCAGAGGGGCAGGGAAAAAGAAAAGCCCAUUGGAAUAUGUGGUUUCAUGUGAACGGCGGGUGCUGAAAUAUCCUGUGAUCAGUCCGUCAACUUUACUGAAUGUAGCCGAAGGACUUCACAAUAUAAAAGAUGUCAAACUCCCAAUUAAAAUUAAAAACUUGAUACGGAAUCACAGAACAGCCAUUAGUACCCAUGUGCACCAACCUCCGUGGGUAAUGAAACAUUGGGUUAAGAUUUAUAAUACUGUGCAUUUUAUCAUUCUUGAUAUGACUGGAAUGCAGCUUUUAAGCCGGCAGUGCAAAUUUGGCUACCAAAUGGACAGAACUGAGGAACCAUUGAGAAGUUGUUGGCCAUUAGAUCCAGCCAGCAUGGCCAAUAAUGGUCAGGGGAUGAUAGGAGCCCAGCCCCAUUGGAAGGGCUCCAGGUCAGUGGGCGCUGACCCUUUAUGGCCAGCCCAAUACAUUUUGGCACCUGAGGCACACCAUAAAAUGGUGACCCUCCUCCCUGCUAGAGAAGAAGGUGCUGGUCAAGAUCUAUAUCAGAAAGAAGUGGGGAAUGGAGAUCUACAUCAGGAUCUGCUGCCCCGGUGGAUCCUGCUGCCUAAGGUGGCUGUCUCACCUUGCCUCAUGGGUGGGCCAGCCCUGCAUGAGGGCGAAGGGGACAAUGUCCCACCAAUCUCAGUCUGCCAUCAGCCAGCCUCCUCCACCUUAGACUCAGUGUUGCCCAUUAGGAACUCAGAGAGGAAGAGGAGGAGGAGGAGGAGGAGGAGGAGGAUGGGGACAAAACUGGAAUUAGUUGGCUUUGACGGUCAUUGGCUUUGGCUGCCCUUACUCUUGGGCUUCCUGUCUUCCACCCCACCAGUUUCCAUGGGCACCAGCUGUUGCUGCUCUAGGUUCCCCAUCCCUGCUCUAGGACUUUGUCUAAUCUUUUUUUUUUCUUUCCAUGAAUAAACCCUUUGCUCUCUCUCUUUCUCACAGAUCUCCCAGAAAGCCCCCUGUGGAGUUGCUUUGGCAACGGAAAGGCCUGCGCCCCCUGCGUCAUGAAGGCUGGAACCCCCCCAGGGAAGCCCCCUGGGGAAAAGACAGAAUCCUGCUUCUGGGCUCGGAUCUGCUGUGCAAACGCCCUUCUCCUGAUCUGUGUCAAUGUCUUUUUCUAUGCUUAUUUUGCUUAAGGGAUGUCUUCUGGAAAGUUCCUCAGAGAAGACGGGAAGGAGUUUGGGGUGAGUGGGGAGGGGAGGGGAAGAGAGAACUGGUGUGUAUGUGGAAGAUGGGAAGUAUUCUCUGAUACCAGUGGAUUGCUUUAUUUAAAUAUUAUAUUUCAGCUACUGAUGGGGCCGUUCUAA